AUGCUCCUAUCCCCCGGCAGUCAGGCCCUCCCAGAGCGGUCCUUCGACACGUCCGAAAAGUCAUACUCUGGCGUGCGAAACACGCGCGAGCACAGUUACCCUACAAGCCAUCCCUCAGUAAAGUCCGAAUCCGAGAACUCGUCGCUGCGACCGAGCCAUUCCGAUAUCGCUGUUGGCAUCUCAUUGUACUUUGAGUUCUGCCAUCGACAGCCAAUAUGGUGUUUUGAGCGCGACGAGGUCAGGGAUUUUGGGUCUAUGCAUGAUGAGCUUGCUUGCAGCAUUCUCGCCUUGACGUUGCGAUUCUCUGACAAUGGGGAUCAGGCAAAGUUGUACGCCAACAAUGCCAAGAGUCUCAUCAUGCUGAGGAUCGCAAAUGGGACUGUAGAUCUUGCGACGCUUGAGAGUCUCUGUCUUCUGUCCUAUUCUUCAUUCAUCGACGGUAAUGUUCACCUUGGCCAAUUCCACCUCGGCCUUGCGCAUCAAUUAUGUCGCUCUGCGAUGCUGGACGUCGAGACCGUUUACGGCAUGGAAGAUCCCAUGUCGGACCGCAAGAAGAGGCUAUUCUGGAGUCUACAGAUGCUUGAGCAAUCCUACGGCCGACAAGAAGGUCUUUUGAGCGUACCAACAGAGAUCUGGCGCCCGGCCUAUUCCACUACUCGAGGCCCAAUGCCAGACCCAAGAGCGCCGACUCUCCCCAGGGAUGAUCUCGGUUGCCAGCACCAGAACGAACCUGGUAUCUGGAACACCAGCGUUCAUCUCGGCUGGGUCUGGAGUCAAGUGCGAAAAUACGUCUCCGACUGCUCACACAACAACAUCAAGGAGCCUUGGCGACAUGACUCGAUGUACGCCAAAGUCCUCGCCGACUUUAUGGAGACGGAGAACAGGAUACCCAUGUGCCAUCGCUAUGACACUGUCAAAUUCUACGAGCGUAAGGUCGAGGACCUAAAGAUGCAUCGCGAUUACUGGGCGCCGUGGUUGAAGGAACAGUUCACAUACCACGUCAUUCCGACUGUAUUGAACCAUCCUUUCUUGUACAUCGUGGGAGCCCAGCACAACCCCAACCUCGCCAUCCCAAACACUUUUUGGAGGCGAUCGUCAGAAUUGGCACUUCUACAUUCCACAUGGAUCGUUCGCAUGAUCGACAUGGUCGUCGAUAAGCAAGUACCGCUUGCAGAUCCUUUCUUCGGCCACGUCGCUGCCAUUGCGGCGACGGACCGCAAUCUUGACAAGAUGACGCGCAUCGCUGCAGGUACAUCUGAUAGCAUGGACGUUGAAGACUGGAUGCCCUCAAAGAUCUACCUCAGCGUCCCUCUCAUGUGGAAGAUCCUCCAGUUCAACACCUUUGCAGACUCUCACGAGCUCCCAACAGCUGGUCUUCUCAACCAAUCCCUCGUGCCAAACCCCACCAACGAGGAUGCAAAUGAGAACAUCACGCUGGAGAUCGUCGUCGCCAGCGCACCGGAGAUCACAAUCAACACUGCAGACGGCGGCCAAGAAGCGCCAACGCUAUCUUACAAGGCCCCGCUCUCGUCGCAGGGUCCAGACUCUGCGCGCGACACUGUCUACGACGAAGUGCCAGUGGACGAUAACUUGACGCUAUGCACUACGCCAUGGCUCUACGCGGACUCGUCGCAGUUCGUUAACAUUGCCGACAUGGGCUGCGAUGACCCCCAACCCGCCCUCAACGAGAACAGAGGGCCUGCAUGGUGGGAAGGUGAAAAUUUUAGUAAUAUCAUGUUUAAUCAAUUUUAG
Molecule: messenger RNA, 1752 nt
Organism: Fusarium musae
Lineage: Eukaryota; Fungi; Ascomycota; Sordariomycetes; Hypocreales; Nectriaceae
Exons: 4
Coding region: 1-1752 (583 amino acids)
Cellular component (GO): nucleus
Source: RefSeq, a predicted model, not a curated record